ACAAAACGCUCUCGGGCGGAUGCUUUGCUUGUGAGCCAUGCCUCGAUCUUUCUUGCGGGUCUCGGCCCUUUGCAAGUGUGCCGGUGACCGGGACGCCCGCCCGCGCCUCCCUGCGCCGACCGCAGGCAGCGAUGGGGAGGGCUGGACGGAGCACGCCUGAGCAGGGGGAACGCCUGAUGCCAGGAUGGGUUUUCCCGGGGACCGCCUUCGUGGGGGCACACCGUCUCUUGGGUCUGUGCAGUCUGGGCUUACCCGGCAGCCUGCAGGUUUUCACCUCAGCAGGCUUUGUGCUGGUUUUCUGGAUGGCCCAAGAUGAAGGGAAUGAACAUACUUCAGAACUUCAAGUCUCUGAAGAAGAGGAGGUCUCUAGGAGCAACCUUUGUCCAGGCAAUGGGACAGAGAAGAAGGAAGUGGAGCUUCUUUCUUUCGUGACAUCCACAAAACGUGCAGCCCAGACCCUCCAAGAGCCCUGCAAGAGUCGUGAAAAGCCGCAGGUAACCCCACCGCCACUUAGGCGGCGCCGCAGGCGGUCCGACGUGCCAGCUUCAGGGGGUUACAUCAACGUCCUGGGCCUCCUAGAACCGCCAGCCCCCACUUCAACCCGCAGCAUGCCAGAGAAGCCGUUUCGUUGCACCGAUUGCGGGAGGAGCUUCUCGCAGAGCUCCAACCUGAUAGAGCACCAGCGAAUCCACACGGGGGAGCGCCCGUUCACCUGCAGCGAGUGUGAGAAGAGCUUCAGCCGCAGCAGUACGCUUGUGGAGCACCAGCGCACACACACGGGUGAGAAGCCUUACAUGUGCAUGGAGUGUGGAAGGGGCUUUACUCGCAGCUCCACCCUCACGGAGCACCAGCGCACCCACACCGGAGAGACACCCUUCCCAUGCCGGGAGUGUGGGAAGGCCUUCAGCCGCACCUCCAACCUCAUGAAGCACUUGCGCACCCACUCGGGCGAGAAGCCCUACACCUGCGCCCUUUGUGGGAAGCGCUUCUCCCUCAGCUCCAACCUCCUCAAGCACGAGCGCACCCACUCGGGGGAGAAGCCCUUCCCCUGCGCCCUCUGCGGGAAGCGCUUCAAGAAGAAAACCCACCUGGUGUCCCACCAUCGCGUGCACACCGGGGAGCGGCCCUACCGGUGCGAGGAGUGCGGGAAGUGCUUCUCCCAGAGCUCCAUCUUGAUUGAGCACCAGAGAAUCCACACUGGUGAGAAACCCUACAAAUGUGCAGACUGUGGGAAGAGCUUCUGCGUGAGCUCCAACCUAAUCAAGCACCAGAGAAUCCACACAGGCGAAAAGCCAUAUGCCUGCUUAGUCUGUGGGAAGGCCUUCCGUUACAAGCCCCAAUUCACCCGUCACCAGAAACAGCUGCAUCCAGAGGAGAAACCGUAUAAGUGUUCAAAGUGCGGGAAGAGCUUUUCGCAGAGCUCUGUGCUCAUAGAGCACCAGCGAAUUCACACUGGGGAGAGGCCCUUUGUGUGCAACGUUUGUGGGAAACGCUUCUCCCAGAGCUCCACCCUGAUGGGGCACCAGAGAAUCCAUACUGGGGAGAAACCCUUUGCCUGCCCAGAGUGUGGGCGGGGCUUCAGCCGCAGCUCCGCCCUGACAGAACACCAGCGCACCCACACUGGGGAGACACCCUUCCCGUGCCAGGAGUGCGGGAAGGCCUUCAGUCGCACCUCCAACCUCGUGAAGCACUUGCGCACCCACUCGGGCGAGAAGCCCUACACCUGCACCCUCUGCGGGAAGCGCUUCUCCCUCAGCUCCAACCUCCUCAAGCACGAGCGCACCCACUCGGGGGAGAAGCCCUUCCCGUGUCCCCUCUGUGGAAAAUGCUUCAAGAAGAAGACACAUUUGGUUUCACACAAUCGUGUGCACACCGGGGAGCGGCCCUACCGGUGCGAGGAGUGUGGGAAAUGCUUCUCUCAGAGUUCAUCCCUGAUUGAGCACCAGAGGAUCCACACUGGUGAGAAGCCCUACAAAUGUGCCCAGUGUGGCCGAGGAUUCUGCGUCAACUCCAAACUGGUCAAACAUCAGAGAAUCCACACGGGUGAGAAACCCUAUGCCUGUUCGGCCUGUGGGAAAACUUUCCGAUACAAGCAGCAGUUCCCCCGCCAUGUGGCCCACGUCCACCCUGGGGAGGACCAGGUAUCUGUGCUCACCUUGGGCACCAGCGUCAAUAUGAUACUCUCAUAGAGCCUAGAUCAGCCCCUGGCCUUUGGACAUCAGAUCCUCAGGAUGUUGAUUCCAGUGAAAGGCAUACGUGUGCCAAAUUCAGUUGGGCUAUGAACCGUCCCAUCUACCAUCUUGUUGCUGAGUUACUGAGCAGGUCCUGGGACCUCUUCAAGAUACUUCUAGUUGCAUAAUUAUAGUCAGAGUGGGUGGCCUGCCUUUUUGAUGGCAAGUUUCAUCCUCAUUUAGAAGAGCUGCUUCCUGAUGGUAAUGGUGGUUCUUUUAUUAGCAUACGUAGUGUGUCACUGGGAAACAGAGACUGAAUAAACUGAGGUCACUUUGUUUCAGGGGGUACCUAUACUAGUGUAUUUACAGUCACACCGAGGGGGCCACCAAUGUGAGAUCUUUUUUCAGAGGGGAAAUACCCACUAUCGCAAGAAUUCUGUUGUUGUAGUACAUUAUCUUAUGAGGAGUACAAAACCCAACAUUGUUCACUACUGAUGCAGUGAUUCCCCUGCAUUAUGGUGUUUAUGGUAUCAGCCAGCAUUCCCUUGGCUGAAAGUGUUGGCCUUUCUGUUGUGUUUUGAGGGAAGGCGACAUGAUAUGUGAGGAUCUUAUAUUUUUUAGUCUCUGCAGUAUUGCCUAAGACAUGCAAAUGUGUAUUUUCUUGGCCUUGUCUUCUUUUUUAAAAAAUCUGAAGGACAGGCAAAAUAAUAUUAUGAGGUUCUUUUUCUUAGGAUAUUUACAGUAUUAUCUAGGAGACAGCCAAUUAAUCUUUCAGGAGAGUUUUCUUAUACUCAUUAUUGUGGAAUUCCUUCAGAUACUGCAUUUAUGAUAUCAGCUGGAGAAAAGCUGCAAACCAGCUCCAGUUUAAAGCUCCAGAUAGUACUGAGACUGACCUUUUGUUGGUCAGAUAAUCCUUAUAGAGCCACAAUAUGACAUCUUGUGGAAGGCCAUCUUGUCUGAGAGCAAAGGCAUUUUGAUAUUGCUGGAAAUUUUAAAUAAUGAUAGCCUCCAGGUGCUGCCUGUCAGUGUGGAAUCCACCUUAGUAGACCAGGGAUGGGCAAACCCGGCCCUCCAGCUGUUGUUGAACCACAACUCCCAUCAUGGUGAACUACAACUCCUGAUAACAGCUGGGGGGCUAGGUUUGACCACCCCUGUAGUAGACCAUUCUUCUAGAUCCUUCUGGAAGCAUCUAAUGGCUCACUAGCUGUCAGGAACUCUAUAGAAUUGGUCUCCUGAUAACUUGUACCUGAUCCAUUCCCGGUUUCAUGCUGCUCUUGGCACUCUUAAUGUUCAGUGCACAUCAGAAGAGUGCUCUGUAGCAGAAGCUUUCUUCUUCUUUGUGAGGCAUCUCGUGUAUAACUACAGGUGUGGCAGGAUGGGAACCUCCUAGCAGACAUGUAAGUGCUAGAUGGACAGGGUUGCCAGAGUUAUGUGUAAAGGAGAUUGAUCCAGCCAAGUUGAACAUAACUUUAAACAUAAGCCCCAUUAAUUUCAAUGGCAGAAUUCCCCCACUAAAAUAAUUGGGCAUUUAAUUAACAUUGGCAGGAUUGUGCCCAUGCUUAGUAUGACUGAGCAUUCCUUCCCUUUUCUAAAUGGACUACCUUGAGGAAAAACUCAGAUCCCAAGGCUAGCUUGGGCAAGAGCCCAUCCUUUAUGAACUGUGUUAGUUCUCAGUGUGGAAGUUGUUGUCAUUUUCAGCAGUGAACUUCCUUGAAUCAACUGUGCGUUCACAGGGGCCAGAAUUUCAUUUAUAAGGAUUAGGAUGGAAAAGCUGUUGAAUGAAGAACAGGUACGUGGACCCUAAAUUAGGACUGGGCAAACAUGGUCCUCCAGAUGUUGUUGAACUACAACUCCCAUCAAUUUAUUGUGGCUGGGAAUGAUGAGAGUUGCAGUUCAACAACAUCUGGAGGGCCAUGUUUGCACAGCCAUGUUCUAAAUACAUUUACCUGAAAGCCAGCUGCACUGAAGUAGAUUGGAUUUAGAUAGGCCGGUGUGGUCUGUGCCUUGUGGUGGUACUUAGUAUAUCUGGACUGUGAAUACUGAAACCACUCCCAAUGCUUAAAUAAAACCCAGCUGAAGGAACACUUACAAGGAAGUGAACUACGGGUUUGGCACACUCACUUUGGCGAAACUGAAAGAAACAAUAGCAGGACAAACAUUUCCUGUAUGAAUACUGAAGUUUCAAAAAGGUUUAUUGGGUACACCAGUACUGUGAGGUAUCUUCAUAUAUAAUCAGAGCUUUCUGAAGAUACUUUUGCUUCCCCAAGUGACUGCACCACAGUCUAAGUUAUAUUUUUCUGUGCAUAGUUCCAGAAUUGUUCCCUAGCGCUCUUCCUUUUCAAGGACUCACUACUGCUGUGGUGCCCAAAAAUCUUGCCAUCUUGCCAAGCUACUAAGUUAAAUCAGCCCUGCACAUAACACAGAAGUGUAUCUACUUUCACCUGUCAAACGUUGGAGGGUGGGUGCAGAUAUACUAUCUUGUGUCACUUACAUAUUGUGUAUAUGAGAGUAACACAGAGAAUGCAGAUUCAUUCUCACACAUCCAGAGGCCCUGAGGUUAAGAUGACAAAGACGUCCAUUCUGUUGUUGAUUUCAGGAUGGUUUUCUGCGGCAUUCCACUGCUUCAUGCAUAUAGCUCUGUGCUGUCAAUUGUGAGGAACAAAAAGUCUGUUCAUUUGGGAUCUCCUGAUUUUUAUUUGCAAAUCCAGACAGGCACAGCAGAUUUGUAAGCAAAUGUUAUUGUUGGCAACCAGAGUCAGUCAAUCAAUCAGUAGUUUUACAAAAGAGAAUAUAUGCCACAUGCAGCCCAGUUAGACAAAAGACUAUGAACUAAUUUUAAAAAAUAAGACAAUUCCUAUAACAGAUGUGAGGUUAUUUAAAUUUAAAUGUCACCCAAAUGUUUGUUGCAGCCCCUGGCCAAAACCCAUGGAAUAUUGAGCCAAACAGUUUGCAUCCAAAUGUUUGUGUUGAUAACACAGUUUUUUUUUCUGGGAAUCCAGAAACAAAAGCCUUAUUUUCAUUUCUGCUGGCUCUGUUAAUAGGGAGCAAUAAAAUCAAUCACUUUCCUAUGUUAAUAUGUUGUUACAUAGUGUGUAUCUUUGGAAGAAGAGUGAGCAAAAGAUUGUACAGAAUAACUGCCCCUUUGUGUGUAAUAGUUUGUACUGACCGUGUUCAAGAUUAACUGUGAAUGUUUGCUUUCCUCCAUUUUUCUCUGUAGUGGCUCAUUAAAAACCAUAAACAUU
Messenger RNA from Hemicordylus capensis (graceful crag lizard), 5413 nucleotides. RefSeq names its product zinc finger protein 883-like. The transcript has 5 exons. Gene Ontology annotation, biological process: regulation of transcription by RNA polymerase II. Lineage: Eukaryota; Metazoa; Chordata; Lepidosauria; Squamata; Cordylidae. Gene Ontology annotation, molecular function: DNA-binding transcription factor activity, RNA polymerase II-specific; RNA polymerase II cis-regulatory region sequence-specific DNA binding. Bases 132 to 2189 code for a protein of 685 amino acids. The record is from RefSeq and is a predicted model, not a curated record. Gene Ontology annotation, cellular component: nucleus.